CUUCAGGAUAUCAACCAGAAACUGACCAAUUGAUCAUCUCAUCAUGCCUGCUCCUAUCUAUCUCGGUGUUAUUGGCGUCGGAGGCGUAGGAACCUCCUUCCUUAGCCAGCUGGCCCGUCUGCCCAACGCCCCGCAACUGAUCCUCCUCGCGCGGUCGACGCAGACCCUCCUCUCCCCGACGCCCUCCUACACGCCCGCCAUCCCCGCGGCGGACUGGAAGACCGCCUCUGCGGAGCCGCAACUCACCAAGUCCGGGGCGCUGACGCCCGACGAGAUCGCGGCGUACCUGUCCUCAGCGCCCGGGCGCUCCAUCCUGGUGGACAACACGAGCGACCCGGCGCUGGCGUCAGCGUACCCGACGUUCCUGCGCCAGGGGAUCUCGAUCGUGACGCCGAACAAGAAGGGCUUCUCGUCGGACCUGGCGCUGUGGAAGGCGAUCUUCGCGGCGGCGGCCGAGGGCAAGGCGCUCGUGUACCACGAGAGCACGGUGGGCGCGGGGCUGCCGGUGAUCUCGACGCUGCGGGACCUGGUCGCCACGGGCGACGAGGUCACGCGCAUCGAGGGCGUCUUCUCCGGCACGCUGUCCUUCCUCUUCAACACGUUCGCGCCGGUGGGAUCGUCCAGCUCCGCCAAGUGGAGCGAGGUCGUCGCCCAGGCCAAGGAGCUGGGCUACACCGAGCCCGAUCCCCGCGAUGACCUGAACGGCAUGGACGUCGCGCGCAAGCUGACCAUCCUCGCCCGCAUUGCCGGCUUGGAGGUCCAGAGCCCCGACUCCUUCCCCAUCGAGUCGCUCAUCCCCAAGGAGCUGGCUGAUGUGCCCUCCACCGCCGAGGGCAUUGCCGAGUUCAUGAAGCGGCUGCCCGAGUUCGAUGGCCAGAUGACCGCCAUCAAGGAGGCGGCCGAGAAGGAGGGCAAGGUCGUGCGCUUCGUCGGGAGCGUCGACGUCGGCGCCAAGAAGGUGCGCGUCGGCCUGGAGAAGUUCGACAAGGACAGCGCCAUCGCCGGCCUCAAGGGCAGCGACAACAUCAUCAGCUUCUACACCAAGCGGUACGGCGCUAACCCCUUGAUCGUGCAGGGUGCCGGCGCCGGCGGUGAUGUCACUGCCAUGGGUGUGUCGGCGGACCUGAUCAAGGUCAUUCAGCGGUUGCAGUAGAUUUGCGGUUGGGUCUAGAUAAAAGUUUAAGGAUAGUGGAAUACUAUGACGAU
This is a messenger RNA of Aspergillus japonicus CBS 114.51, 1206 nucleotides long. Its product is annotated as homoserine dehydrogenase. Bases 44 to 1153 code for a protein of 369 amino acids. Lineage: Eukaryota; Fungi; Ascomycota; Eurotiomycetes; Eurotiales; Aspergillaceae. Gene Ontology annotation, biological process: aspartate family amino acid biosynthetic process; L-homoserine biosynthetic process. The record is from RefSeq and is a predicted model, not a curated record. Gene Ontology annotation, molecular function: NADP binding; aspartate kinase activity; homoserine dehydrogenase activity. The transcript is spliced from 2 exons.